AUGGGCGACUUAUCGGCAGCUGAUGGUGGAAGGGAUUCGCCCGUUUUCAGUUGUGGUGGAAUGGGAGAUGAGGAGGCGAUACAGAGAACAGCUGACGAGGCUGCGGAGAGUAAAUGGAGUGCUGUGAGCAAGGGUUAUUAUAAUGACGCGUACAUUAUGCAAAUGUGCCGGCACUGGGCGCAUCGUCAACCUGUGAUAAACCGGGGGUAUUUUGCUCGAGUGCAGGCUAUGAGAAAUGCGAUAUUGGAUUUCAUAAGUGAUGUUAAAACAGAGGGAAAAGAUGCGAUUCAGAUAGUGUCCCUAGGAGCUGGCAUUGACACUACUUACUGGUGGCUAAGUGAUCAGGAGGAGAUUCGUGGGAUCAAACUUAGGUAUCUCGAGUUGGACAUGCCAGAAGUGGUGGAUCGGAAAACGAGUAUGAUAUUGCGGCGAGAGGCGCUGUGGAGCAGACUUGGAAAAUCCAAGGACGAUCUCGUUAUCAAGGAUGGGUGCGGCGCCCGAUGUAUACGGGCGGACACGUAUAGGUCGGCUUGUUGCGACUUGAGGGCUGUGGAGACGGUUUCGGGCGCUCUUGGGGAGAUAGGUUUUGCAUCCACUGGAGUACCGACAUUGUUCAUCGCUGAGUGUGUAUUGGUGUAA
Molecule: messenger RNA, 639 nt
Organism: Perkinsus marinus ATCC 50983
Lineage: Eukaryota; Perkinsozoa; Perkinsida; Perkinsidae
Product: leucine carboxyl methyltransferase, putative
Exons: 8
Coding region: 1-639 (212 amino acids)
Biological process (GO): methylation
Molecular function (GO): methyltransferase activity
Source: RefSeq, a predicted model, not a curated record